AUGGCACCUUUGAAGGUAUUUAAUAUUAUAACUCUGUUGUACGUUUUUUGUUCUCUUGGUCUUACAGCUUGGAUAACUGUUGACUUGUACUAUACCAUUAACCCUGCUAAUAAAAAGACAAAAAGCGACGGUCGCGGAAGAGUUGACUCCAAACAAAAUACUAUUAUUGAAACCUACCCAAAAUAUUUAAACUCUAAUCUAUUUACAGGGGAUAAAUUGCAAGAGACUAAGCCGUUGCCCUCAUCUGAUAAAAAUGACGGUAUAUUUAGUGAACUAUAUGGAGAUCCAACUAAAAAUAAACUAUCUGAUUACCCCAAAUCGCCUGUAAAGGUUAAAGUAGUUGAUAAACCCGUACAGAAAAAAGACGAGGAUGUAAAUGAUGGUAUUUUCACAGAGUUAUAUGGUGACUUAUCUCCUGAAAUUAAAUCUACAAAACCAAAGGAUGUCCCUGAGGUUAUAAAGACGCAAGAACAACGAGCACCGAACAAAUUUGAGGACGAUUUUGAGGAGGUCAAGGCUGAGGACGAGAAUUACGGCAUCAUGGGUGAAAUCAGUGGCCAUCCGACCAAGACAAAGUUGCCUAAGGAAAAAAUUGCAAAGCUGGCUAGAAAGUUUAAUUUGAAAAGGCUGGAGGAGGACGUCGACGUAGUUGAUCCUGAGGAUGAAAACUACGGCAUAAUGUCUGAAGUCCAUGGGUACCACAACCGAACCAAGAUGUCCAAGCCCAAAGAUCUAGAUGAAGUGGUUCAAAAACCCAAGGCGGUUUCUCAGGAGUCUUUGGUGCCCAAAAAAGCACACGAGACUCUGCCUAAACCGGCCAAACCUCAUGUUGAGGUUGACCCUGAUAGUCCCAAAAAAGUCGUAAAGGAGGUAAAGGGGCCUGACAGGGUUUCGAACGUCCAUGGGCAGCCUGGCUUUGAUGGAUCUGAUGAAUUCUUUGAAUAA
Messenger RNA from Theileria orientalis strain Shintoku, 945 nucleotides. RefSeq lists its product as hypothetical. Bases 1 to 945 code for a protein of 314 amino acids. NCBI's taxonomy places the organism in Eukaryota, Apicomplexa, Aconoidasida, Piroplasmida, Theileriidae. The record is from RefSeq and is a predicted model, not a curated record. The transcript is spliced from 2 exons.